UUCUAUCGUUGUUACGCAACAGAAGACGCUGUUCUAGUCUCGUGUGAACAGAUUUCAGGAACAAGGUUUCAGUGUUUACUCGAUAUUUCUAAUUGAUCGGCUGAUUAAACUAACUUAGUGCUACAAUGAAUGAUUUAAGGCGUUUAUUUCGCUUUGGGGCGACAGAUCUUCCAGGUCGCCCCCUGCUGUUUGUGGCUGGAGCUGCAGCCACUACAGCAGGAGUUUUUUAUUUUAUGAUGAAGCGCGACGGUGGAGAGAAAACAGCGGUUUCAGAGUUCGACAUGGCAUCUGAUGUGGAUCCUGUCCGUGUCCCUAAGUCUGACAGCGCUGUCCCUGAGGCACCUUUGACUGGAACUGAGGAGAAAUAUAAGCUGGUGAUCGCCUCCUGUACUCAGCUGAAAAAGGAGAUGGCUGGACUGAUGUGUGAAGUGAAUACAGUGCAUGACUUAGUGGAGGAGCUGAAGAAAGAAAGGCUUAAAAAACAGUUACAGAAUGAGGAAUUGGUGAUGGAGUGUCAGAUGAAAAGUGUAGCAAUAUCCAUCCUUGAGGCCCACGACAAAGCCAUUAGGUCUUCGUUACAAAAGGAGUUUGAAGAAAAGAGGCAGGCUCAUAAUGAGCUGAAAACCCAAUGUGAUAAGAUGAAAAAAAACUUAAGAGGCAAAAAGGUCUCAUUGGCUGACAUUGAGGAACAAUAUAAGGAUUUAGUACGCUCAGGUAACAAUAUGGUCUGCCAAGUGAAAAGUCUCAUUCUGGAAGUCUACCAGGCCAAGAAGCAACAGCAAGUAAGGCUGAAUCAUGAAAUCGAGGCCGUCCAGUCACAGUACGAAGAAGCUUUAAAACAGCAGGCUGAGUUGCUAAUUGAGAAUAAUAAAGUGCGGAAUGAUCACAAUAUCCUGAAAUCAGAGUACGAGCAGAUGAAGAAAACCCACAAGAUGGUCUCUCUGGAUGAAGCUGAGAAGAUGUUGCUGCUGAAAAAGAUGUCUGACCUGAUGUCCCAGAAGCACAAACUGCAUGCCUCACUGCAGCAGCUGAAGGAAGCGAUCUGUGAGACAUGCAAAAAGUGUAAUGAGAUAAAGAGAAAGCAGGAUCAAACACAAGAGGUGCACAGUAACCUGAAGGCACAGCACACAACGAUAAUGGACAUUUUUAAACAGUUUUAUGAGUUAUUAAAAAACCACCUCAAGCAUGAGGAACCUGAGGAACCUGGGGAUUCUGAGGAACCUAGGAAGCCUGAGGAACCUGGGGAGCCUGGGGAUCCUGGGGAUCCUAGGAAACCUUUAGAACCUGAGGAGAAAGGGGAACAGAAAUAAAGCUGUAAUUGAAUCUGUAAAGUUGUUGUCAGGACUGUAGCAAGGCGGGACAAACUGUCUAUAUAUAAUACAAGAGACAAAUCAUCAAACUA
Molecule: messenger RNA, 1402 nt
Organism: Tachysurus fulvidraco (yellow catfish)
Lineage: Eukaryota; Metazoa; Chordata; Actinopteri; Siluriformes; Bagridae
Product: leucine-rich repeat flightless-interacting protein 2-like
Exons: 11
Coding region: 126-1310 (394 amino acids)
Source: RefSeq, a predicted model, not a curated record